AGAUUAAGAGUCUGAUGCUCUACCAACUGAGCUAUCUCCACCUUUUUUUUAUUUAACCUUUAACAUAACGAAGAUUAUUAAUCGUUACUGAAAUUACAUGAAACAAGCAUAUAUCUUUCUUGCCAAAUUUGAAAAGUUACAGAACAUUUGUUGCAAACAUAUACUCGGUGUGAAAAACAAGUUUCUGAUAAUCUCACUUAGUACGUUAAGGGUUAAUUAUCUUCUAGUAGUAUAUUAUACUAGUAGUAUAGUUAAUGGCACCAAUAAUAAUUCCUUGAUCGAGAAAUAUAGUAGACAACCACACGGAGAAGAAACGUUGAGAUUGUCGCUUCCGGCUCCAGAAUUAGAACUCGGUACACCUCCUAGACUUUGUUAUCCCUUGGUAAUCUUCCUGACUCGCAGAGAUAACGGAGAUCCUCAUCCGGACGAGACCUGCACAAAUUGAACACUACACUCAUGGAACUGUGUUUUUGUUGCAGCAACUGUACCUAGCUACCGGUAACUCGACAAACUACGAUGAAGGAGAUGUGUCUUCAGGUCUAGGUUCAGCUCUGGCACUUGCAGAACCUUGUAACAAUAGCGGUAGCUCGACUAGAGGCGCAUUGGUUGCCUCCGGAACAGGCGAUCCCGAGGGAUCGUUAUGGAACACAGCCGGAGAACAGCUUUGCGUUGUUUGCCAAUAUUUUCCUCUGUCGCGUGCUCUGUUGCCCUGCAGACAUACUUGCAUCUGCGCAUCUUGUUUUGGCAAAUUAGACCGAUGUCCGAUGUGCAGAAGCCCGAUAAAGAGUUAUUUCUGCAUCAGGGGCGAGGAGUACAUGCCCUUGGAGUCAGAAAUCAAUCCCUGCAAACAGAGGCAAUCGAGUCAUGGACCUACUCACUGGCUUCACGAUUGGAACGACAGACUUACGGAUUUCCUCGGAUUCGCACGAUAG
Messenger RNA from Heterotrigona itama, 932 nucleotides. The record is from the annotation of a GenBank genome assembly. NCBI's taxonomy places the organism in Eukaryota, Metazoa, Arthropoda, Insecta, Hymenoptera, Apidae.